Messenger RNA from Ustilaginoidea virens, 426 nucleotides. RefSeq lists its product as uncharacterized. Gene Ontology annotation, biological process: sterol biosynthetic process. The transcript is spliced from 3 exons. Gene Ontology annotation, cellular component: endoplasmic reticulum membrane; intracellular membrane-bounded organelle. NCBI's taxonomy places the organism in Eukaryota, Fungi, Ascomycota, Sordariomycetes, Hypocreales, Clavicipitaceae. Bases 1 to 426 code for a protein of 141 amino acids. The record is from RefSeq and is a predicted model, not a curated record. Gene Ontology annotation, molecular function: heme binding.
AUGUCUGCCGCCCUAGAGCUUAGCUACCAAGACGUUGCCGAACACAACACCAAAAAGGACAUAUAUGUAGUGAUUCACGACAAAAUCUACGACUGCACCCAGUUCCUCGACGAGCACCCUGGCGGCGAGGAGGUUUUGCUCGACUGCGCUGGUCAAGACGCUACCGAAGCCUUUGAAGACGUUGGCCACAGCGACGAAGCCCGUGAGACCCUCGACAAAAUCCAAGUUGGCGUCCUGAAGCGACAGCCCGGUGACCCUGCCCCCAAGACCUCUGCCCAUACUACGAGCACCUCAUCCCAAGGCGGCAGCGACAACACUGGCCUUGGCAUCGGCAUCUACUUGAUUCUUCUGAUUGGCGGCGCUCUGGGCUACUUUGCGUUCCAAUACAUGGCCAAGCAAGAGCAGGCCAAGCCUGCCGCUGCCUAA